AUGGAUAAUCCAAUAACUGAGUGCUGCAUCUGCUUUGAGGAGUAUUCAGAACGAAAUAAGCCAUAUAUUCUUUCUUGCGGCCAUGCAUUAUGCGGAUUCUGUCUUGGACAGCUAAAAGGAAAAGAAAAAAAGAACCAAGCUAGAUGUCCUCAGGACAACAAAAUUGCAGACGUCAGCAACUUAUGCCCAGCAUUUGCUAUGAUAUCUCUCAUAGAAGAAAGAAAAAAAAUUUUAUCUGAAAAGGAAAAAAGCAUGUCAGAAAUAAAUCGAUCAAAAGCAGAAUCAGAAAGAAAAAUGGCUGCAGAAAUUGAGACAGCUCGAUGCCAAGGAAAGCUUGAAAUGGCUUUGUGGCUUGAAAAAAGGCAAAAAGAAAUAGAACUUGAACACAAAAAAGAGCUAGAACAAGCUAAAAUGCAAGAAGCCGCCAAAGCUAUGGCAGCUAUAGAUAGUAUUCAAAAACUUGAAGAAGAAAAGAGGAUUGCUGAAAUUGAAGAAAUCAAGAAACAAGAAAUUCAGAAACAAAACGAAAAUAUCAUAAAUUUGGUUGGAAAACAUAUUAAGAAUUUAGAUAAAAAAAGAAUCUUUAAAAAUAAUCGUGAUAAGGGAACAAGAAGUCAAAAUAAAGUUUUGAGAAAUGACAAUAGAAUUUACUGGGCGUGGAAAAAUCAAGAAAACGAAUGAAUUGAAUAUGCAGAAAAUUCAGGAGUUAUCGAAUCUUCGUAUAAUGCUGGGUUUUCUGAUGUCAGAAUUAGAGUGGGAAAUAAAUAUAAAAGAGUUAAUUUUGAAAAUUGGAAAGAAAUUGAUGGAGGAAAUGCGAAUAAAAUUAAAAGGGUAAAUACAAUUAUGGCAGAGCCUGCGUGAAAAAUCAUGAAAAGGCAUAAGGUUUGAGAAACAUUAUGCCAAAAUAAAUCUUUUCUGCUUGAUCAAGCUUGGCUUCUAGGGAAAAAUACCUUGGAUUUAAGUGAUGAAAACGAAGGAUUUAUUCACUUCAAUUUAGUUGAUUUUACUUGCUUGAUUGAUGGCUUAGAGUUUCCAAUAAUGAGAGAUACCGUUAAAAGUUAA
Messenger RNA from Blepharisma stoltei, 1062 nucleotides. Lineage: Eukaryota; Ciliophora; Heterotrichea; Heterotrichida; Blepharismidae. The record is from the annotation of a GenBank genome assembly.